UCUCAUAAACGUCUUUCAGAGUUCAGGUCUCGGCCCUCUGGAAGGUCCAAUAGGCAAAAUAUUCCUUGUCUCGGUGCUCUGUUGCAUUUUCCAGUGGAAUAUGGUUGUUGACCAAUGUGGUCGGGAGAGAAGCAAUUGCUCAGGUGGCUGUAGUGUUAAUUUUAUGGAGGGCUAUGAAAACCAAGCAACUUUAAAUGCGUUUUCUGCAGUUGGGAAUAUGUAUCACUGGGUGAUCAGCUUCUGUAUGUUCUGUAUGUUGGAAUUAGAUGUUGUGUCUUUUUUACCAGCUGGAACUUUUUCAUGGUGUUGGGUCUAAUUCUCACAAAUGUAUUGUUUAAAAAAAAAAUAAAUCAAAUUUGAUCGUGAUAGUGCACCUUCCAGUGGUGGCCUGAAAGGCAUUCAGUAAGGUAAAGUACAAUCUCCCAGCCACUGAGCUUUUACUCGGUUACAUUGUUUUAAUUAGCUGAGAGAAAAAUCAAACAACAUUUCCCUUAAUUUUUGCUUUAUUUUUAAACAGGCGAGCAUGUAGGAGGCGGGUUUGUACAGGAUUUAGUUAAAAUAGCUAAUGUUCUACAAUAUAACAGUAAGAAUUUGAUGCUUUGCUGUUACAGAUUCCAUGGGAACAAAGGUUCAUAGCUGCAGAGAGAAGAGAAACUUAAAAAUUAAUUUAAUCUUGCAGGCAAAGUUUGGGCUGUAUAUUUUAGGUCCUAAUCUUAAAACUUGCAUGAAGCAAAAAUGUCCCUUUACACGGUCCCUACGAGAAGUUGUGCUGAUGCAUUUUGUACUGCUUUACAAAAGAAUGCUUCACAAAGUACUUUCUCUAGAAGCAACAGGUUUGGACAUGUGUCAGAAAAUGAAAAAGAUAACACAUUUUCACUAUCUCUGAAUAAGACCAAAGAAAUAAAUAGGACCUACGUGAUUUCUGCCUGUAAAAAAGCAAGUGUUGCCACAGUUGCACCUAAACCUGAAGGUAGGUUCGCACUCCAGAGACGAAAUGGGGCAAGCAAAGAAACCAUUUCUACUGAUGAUCAGUUCAACGAGAAUACAAUGCAGGAUUCUGGUGGUGCACAGAUGGAGAAAAGACUCACCCUGCAGCGACGUGUGAGGACUGGAUCAAUAGAGAAAUGUAAAACCAAUAAAGAAAGUGUGCCCAGGGUAGAAACUUCUGAUUCUGCAGUUGCAAAUAGCCAAAAUGUGUUUCCCUUAAGCAUUUGUACUGACGACUCCCACCAUAUUAAACCAGGUUUUCGGUUAGUUGAAGGUCAGUCAAAUGUAAAGAUGCACAUGGAUCUGAAAAAUAAAGAUGGCCUUGCUAAUAUUAAUGGUUCAAGUAGAAACGGUAAUUGUACAUAUUUGAAAUAUAAGGCCCAUAUUGCUGAUGCUCAAACUCAAUAUGAAGUCCCUAAAUCAGCACAGUUAAUAGCAACAAAGCCCAUUAACAGGACACCGGCUAUAAAGUUGAAUGAAAAAGAUUUUAAUAAACUAUCUGGGAAGGAAAAGGUACAAAAUUCACUUGCAAAACAUGGCUAUUUAGGAAGACAAGGAAUUCCUUGGAAAGGCACCACAGAAGGAAUGAAUGUAAUAUCCAAGUGUGGGAUACCUCAGAAUGCCAAAAGUCCAGCCAUAUCUACUUUGAAGAACAGGACACCUUGCCAUCAAGUUAUAGAGAAAAAGCAAAUGAGGGCAUCUAAUUCUCUUUCCAUAAGUAGAAGUGGAGGAGCUGAAGUGAAUAACACACACGUGCCAGCUGUUGCACUUAAAGAAGAAACCCCAACUCAGAUCCCUUGCACUGAGGAAGAUGCUUUCAAAGUAGAAAACAGCAAAGUGACGGUAGCUGUGCGAGUACGACCCUUCAGUAACAGAGAAAAAAAUGAAAAAUCAUUCCAAGUGGUUUCCAUGAAUGGCCCAGAGACAGCUGUGCAGCAUCCAGACACCAAACAAACUUACAGCUUUAUUUAUGACUUUUCAUUCUGGUCCUUUGACAAAUGUCAUCCACAUUUUGCAAGUCAGGAGAUAAUAUACAAGACUUUGGCAGUACCCUUGCUAGAAAGAGCCUUUGAAGGAUACAACACCUGUCUUUUUGCCUACGGACAGACUGGUUCUGGAAAAUCAUAUACGAUGAUGGGAUUUGGUGAAGAACCAGGAAUCAUUCCAAGAUUUUGUGAAGAUCUUUUCCUUCAAAUUGGACAAACAGAUACAGAAAAGAUUUCAUACCAUCUUGAAAUGAGUUAUUUUGAGGUCUACAAUGAGAAAAUUCAUGAUUUGCUUGUCUUUAAAGCUGAAAAUGGACAGAAAAAACAACCGCUUCGUGUGCGAGAACAUCCAGUGUUUGGACCAUAUGUGGAAGAUUUGACAGCGAAUGUUGUCAGUUCUUAUUCUGAUGUCCAGAGUUGGCUCGAGCUAGGAAAUAAACAGAGAGCAACAGCUGCCACUGGGAUGAAUGACAAGAGCUCUAGAUCUCACUCUGUGUUCACCCUUGUGAUGACACAAACAAAGACAGAAUUUGUGGAAGAGGAACAACAUGAUCAUAGGAUUACUAGUCGCAUAAAUCUAAUAGAUCUAGCCGGUAGCGAACGCUGCUCAGCAACUCAGAGUGAUGGGGAGAGGCUGAAGGAGGGUGUGAGUAUUAAUAAGUCAUUAUUAACUCUUGGGAAGGUCAUUUCUGCACUCUCUGAGCAGACUCAAAAAGGGAAGAGAAUUUUCAUUCCUUACCGGGAAUCUGUCCUUACAUGGUUGUUAAAGGAAAGUUUAGGUGGAAAUUCAAAAACUACUAUGAUUUCCACAAUAAGCCCAGCUGCCAGUUAUGUAGAGGAAACGCUUAGCACUCUUCGAUAUGCUAAGCAAGCCUGUUUGAUAAUCAACAUUGCCAAAGUAAAUGAAGACGUGAAUGCUAAAUUAAUCCGAGAACUGAAAGCAGAAAUUGAAAAACUGAGAGCAGCUCAGAAAAAUGCUCAGAAGACUGACCCUGAAAAAUACAGACGUUAUCUGCAGGAAAUAACAUCUUUAAGGGGAAAACUACACCAGCAAGACAAGGAUAUGGCAGAGAUGCAGAGGGACUGGAAAGAAAAACUUGAACAAGCAGAAAAAAGAAAAUUUGAAGAAACAAAAGAAUUACAGAAAGCAGGAAUUACAUUCAAGAUGGACAAUCGUUUGCCAAACCUUGUCAAUCUCAAUGAGGAUCCCCAGCUCUCUGAGUUGCUCUUAUACAUGAUAAAAGGAGGAGAAACUACAGUUGGAAAGUACAAACCAAAUUCAGCUCAUGAUAUUCAGCUUUCUGGAGUGCUGAUUGCUGAUGAUCACUGCAUUAUCAAAAAUGUUCACAGUAACGUGAGUAUUACCCCCCUGGGAGAAGCAAAGACAUAUGUUAAUGGGAAACAAAUUUUGGACCGAACAAUUCUGCACCAUGGUGAUCGUGUAAUCCUUGGUGGAGACCAUUAUUUUAGGUUUAAUCAUCCUGUAGAAGUUCAGAAAGUAAAAAGGCUAUCUUGUGGAACGACUCUUUCAAGUGAUGGUCCAAAAGAUUUUGAAUUUGCAAAAAAUGAACUUCUGGUUGCACAAAGGUCACAGCUUGAAUCAGAAAUUGAGGAGGCACGACUGAAAGCUAAGGAAGAAAUGAUUCAAGGUAUCCAAAUUGCAAAAGAAAUGGCUCAGCAAGAACUCCUAUCUCAAAAAAAAGUUUAUGAAAGCAAGAUAAAAUCACUGGAAGCAGAACUGAGAGAUGAAUCUCAUAGGAAACAAAUACAAGAAAUGAAUAACCAGAAGGCUGCAAGCAAAAUACAGGAGCUGGAAAAAGCAAAACAUCAUCUUGAGUUAGAAGUGUGUUUCAACAAGAAGCGCCUGGAAAUGGAAACAUUAGCCACGAAACAGGCUCUAGAAGAUCAUACUAUUCACCAUGCCAAGAUUCUUGAAGCUUUGGAGGCUGAAAAGCAGAAACUUUCCAAAGAAAUACAAACUCUCCAGCAUAAUCAUGGAAAUGGGGAUAAAAGUAAAACAAUUCAGCCAAACUGGAAUUCCUUGAAACUCUCUGUGAUGAUCCAGGAAGCUAAUACAAUUGGUAGCAAAUUAGGAACACACACAGUUUUUUGCAGACAUGAUGGAACAGACAAAGAAAGUGCCACUGGGCCUUCUGUUCAAGUGCAGGUUCGUAACCUGAAGCUGGGAAUUGCAACUUUCUGGAGCUUGGAGAAGUUUGAGUAUAAACUAGCAGCAAUGAAAGAACUCUAUGAGAGUAAUGGUAGUAGCAAGGCUGAUGAUAUAUUUUAUGAUCCUGCUGAUGAAUGGGAACCAGACCUCACAGCUACAUCAGUUUCCUCCUUUUCUAGAGGAAGGAGCAGAAGUUUCAUGAAGAAUCGAAGAAUUUCUGAUUGUCUGUCUGGCAUAAAAAUGCAUCCAAUCCAGAACCUACACAUUUCACAGUUAUCAGGUUCAUUGAAUAAAAGCAGAAGUAUGUGUUCAAAUCCUUCUGAAUUAUUUCUACCUGGAAUUUGCAAAGAAUUAAUUGGCUUGGCUUUGGAUAUACUAAGACAAAAUCAAGAAGAAGAAAGGAGUAUAGCAGAUAGUCUCCUAACUAAUUUGUUUACAAUUCAUACUGAAGUAACUUCCAUUUCAAAAGCCUAUAAACAGCAAGAUGAAGAAAGUCAAGAGAAUUUGUUUUCUCUUGAUCGUGGUACUCAGACCUGCAGCAUCAGAAUUACCUCUGCUUUUGAACAGCUUGUUGUUCUAACAAAGCAUUGGCUUAAUAAUUUCCAAAAGUGCACUGAUUCAGUAACAAUUGAAGAAUUGAGACAGGAAAUAAAAAACUUGGGAGGUUAUUUACAAUUACUACUGCAGGGUUGUUGUUCAGAUAUACCUUCAAUGGUAAGCGAAGCUCAGAACAAAAUAAUACAAACAGUGAAACAAGUAGCAAAACAUGUGGGACACUUGGUAGCACUCGCAGGAUCUGAUUUAUACUUUUCUGAAGAGAACAAAGAUGACACAACCAGCAUACAGAGAGAUUUUAUACUUGCCAUUUAUGGUGGUGUAGUCUCAGGAUUGGAGUUUGUUUUGGCUUCUGUACAGAACAAAACAAGGGAAAUGCAGAAAGAACUUUUGAAGCAGUAUCCAAAAAAUGAGAUUCAAAAUCAAGUAAAGAAUAAUGCUCUUGCUUUGGCCAUAUCCCUUGAAAUAACCCUAUCAGACUGCAAAAAGAAAAUAAUGGGAUUUCGAUUAGUAGAAGAAGAGUCUGCCUUCCAGGAAAUAAUAAAAGCAACUAAUCUUGCUGCAAAAUAUUUGGAAUUGGAGCAGUGCAUGGAUAAAGUCUGUCAAAUUGUUGUUUCUUCAUUACAAGGAUCAUAUAGGAAUACAGACCAGCUCAGAAGCUAUACAGAAAAAAUUUGCACCUUAGCUGGGUAUUUUAAUAAUUACUGUAGUUUGUUUACCUUAUCUUCUUCUACAAACAAUCCUAUCCAUGAAAUACCAAGGUCUUGUAUGGUUGCUAAUGAAUUGGACUCUCUAGCUAAAGCACUCAUUAUCACUUUUGAACUUGGAGAAGGACAAAAUUCACUGAAACCUCAGACUGCUUCUUUGCAAAUGACUGAGUCUCAAGAAAAGCAGCCCGACAGAGGUGAAACUGAAGAUACUUCAAAACAGAAGGUAGUUCCAAAGCCUGAAUAUAAACUUCAAUCUUCAUCUACCAGUUCAGCGGAGCUCUCACUCAGUGGGAUACAAUGGGUAUAAACUGCUGCCUUAAGGCAUAUUGGAUUCCCAAGUGUUGUUAUAAGUAAAUAUUUCUUUGUUUCUUUCAUGAAGGGAUACAAGGAGAGCAUACGGGUCUUUUGAGAAGGGGAAAAUUAUGUGUCAUAGCAAGGUUAAAUGUCUUGCAAAUUUUAUCUUGCAAUUGUUCAGGGUUCUGAAAGUGGAUGACAUAGUUGACAUGGUACCCUGAAUUCCAGAAGAGCAAAUAUAACCCCAGAAGACAUUUAGACUUGUCAUAAGGAAACCUACUAAAGUUUGUAUGUCUUUUGAUGAAACCUACCUAAAACUAUAGUAAAAUUAUAGAGUAACAUAUCAAAAGUAGUACAGGCAAUUGAUUAAAUCUUAGUCUGAGGAAGGUAUACAACUAAGUUCAAAAAAUGCUUAGUGAGGCCAGCAAAUUUAGUAUUAAGAAAUGACACACUUUUCACUCCUUUCUUUUCAUUCUUUUUUUCCUCUCUCCCUUAAGUCAUGGUGACCUGUGAAGGUUUUCCUGGCAUCAUUAUUUUUGUCAACCUUAAUAUUUUUUAAAGAGGUUUUUAUAUUUAUAUUCUCAGGGAAAAAGUUAUGAAAGACUAUAAAAAUAUUGGCUAUAUACAUUUAGGGGGAUUGUUUUUAGAUGUUUAUAAACCCUUAAGGAAUUUGGGUUAGUAAAGUGGUGAUACGAGGUAACUUGAAUGCAGCUCAAUUGUAACCAUUCAUUCGGUUUAUAGUGAGAACAUCCCACACUUUUCUUGAUGGGUUAAAUCAUUUUUAGUGCUACACAUGGUGGCUUAGGAGCAAAACUCUUAAAUAUAGAAAUAAGCCCACAUGUGUAGUCUUAGAGAUUUGCACAAAUAUACAGUCUCUAUAGUUAAAAUUAAUAUGUUCAGACUGAAGACUUAGGGCUAGGUAGAGCCUAACACUUUGUAGUCACAUUGAUAAGAGGAGAGGUUAAAAGGCACUGUGUCUAAAUCUUCAUGCUGCUGCAGGGCAGAAUCUCAGCUCUUGUGCUCGGGGAAUGUAAGGGCCCUGAAUAAAAUCCUUGACUACUGGUUAAUAGCAAGAUUCCUGCUGAAUAAAUGCUGCCCUUUGUCUAACACUUGUUCUGGAUUUAAAGUGGGUUCUCUUCUCUCUCUACCAACCACUGGACUAGUCUGCCACACAAGUGGUGCUGGAUCUGCCUUGGGUUCAGCUUUGGAAGCUUUGGUCAACCGCAGUCUGGGAGCAGUUGUGCUAAUAUUCAAGUAUUUACAGGAAUGCCAUGGUGGGUGACUUAACAUGUUUACUGUAGUGCUUAUUUCUAUAUUCCUUUGCGGAUUUAACUUGGCUGUGAUCUGUUGCUAAGAUAAAAUGCAGAGAUUUCAUCUUCUGCCACUUUUACAGGCUAUUAUAUAUUUUAUUUGUUACUUUUAAAAUAGCUGCACUACUAGAUGUAAAAUGACAUUCAAUUUAGGCCACAAGUAUCAGAUUGCAAAGAAGCUUCCCUCUCUCUCUCCUUCCCCACUUUUGAGCUGGAUGUAGUUAAGAAGCUAUAGUACUUCUUUGUACAGUUAAUAAAAACGGUUGUGAAAAUUGAGAAGAAUAAUGCAUGGUAGAAACAUUUGGUUUUGAACAUUGGGCACCAAGAGAUUAUAUUACAACAAAUUCUUAUCUGAGCUCCUCAUCUGCUCAGUGACAUAGUACCAUAUGGAAAAGAGGGACAUUUUUAGUCUAGAAUCAAAACUAGCAUCAUCCUUUCCUGCUACUACUUACUCUUUGAAAUAUAAAACUUAAUUUGCAAUAUAUUAUCACUUUUGAUUUAAAAGUAGUCACCAGAUCACUUUAAUCGCUGUUCUUCUUUUCUCAGCCUUUCAUUUGAUUUUAUUAAUGAAAGUUUUAUUUUGUUAAAGUGCAAUAGACCACAAACAAUACCAUAUAACUUGAAAAACAGUGGAUGAAACUCUGGCCUCACUGAGGUCAUUUGUACAACUCCUAUUCAGUCAAGUCAGGAAUUCACCAAACAGCAAAAUGUGCACCAGAGAUGGUCUUAGUUGAAGUCACCUGGGCUGAACACAGGGAGGCAUUAAUAGAAGGUAAAACAUUUUUUCUCUUUGAAUUGGAUAGGUAUGUUAAGGGUCAUUUCAGUUGAGAGAUUUAUGUUUUUGGGCACCUGUACUGUUAAGUAAGCAAGGGAAUACAUAAGAUCAGCCAGACUUUUUCCCAGUAAGAGGAAAAAAUACAUUUGCAGCCAAUCCUGAAAGUCAUCUUUCAUUCAGUAAAAGAUCUGCAGCAAGUAGAACACUUCAUGACUCAUAGAAUUGGUUAUAAACUAUACUGAAUAGAAAAAUCACCUGCCUUGUCAGCUGGAAAUUUUGUUUUUCUUCCUUAUAUACUCUGUAUCUUAAUUUAGAGACAUCUAAUUCAGUGGUUUUGGUAAGCACUGCGUAAACUAUAUUUCUGUGCCUUUUGCUAUUGGGGGAAGCUUUCUUUCAGUAGUUAUCCUUAUUUAGUACUUUUCUUAAGUAAUAUAGCUUCAUUUAUUUUCCAGAAAUGUUUUUCAGUGCAAUUAUGUUUUGUCAAAGUGUACAUUUAUCAGAAAUGUUGACAAAAAUACUGCAACUAACAAUGUUACUCUGUCACACAAAAUAUGAUGUUGCCUCAGUUUAUCACUCCUGACUUCAUUAUAAAAGUAUUUGGAAGUUUAUUCAUAGGUUGACAAAAUAAUCUUGGUUGUUAAGAACUUUUGGGCAGAUUUUAAACACUUUGAAAAGUAAAGCCAAGCAUUAUAUAAUUAUUUAUACUGUUUAAAAUGUGCUAUUUUGUAUUUGCUUGAAUUCUGAAAAAAUGUAAGUUGCUGUUCAGAAUCAUGUAUUAUACAUGUAAAAUGUUGUAAAAAGUAGAUGCAAAUUAUGUAAUUGACAUCAAAUUUGUCAUAAUUUUAAGACAACCAUAUCUCUUAGUUUUCUUUUUAUGAUUGUUCUGAAACUUAUGCGUGAUAUACAAGCUGAAAGUAUUAGUGUGUUUAUAAAAAUCAGAAUUAUUUUAUCAUAAAAGUAAACAAAUACAUUUUUGGA
Messenger RNA from Alligator mississippiensis (American alligator), 8765 nucleotides. RefSeq names its product kinesin family member 14 (gene KIF14). The transcript has 29 exons. Gene Ontology annotation, cellular component: kinesin complex; microtubule. The coding region runs from base 736 to 5715 and encodes 1659 amino acids. Gene Ontology annotation, biological process: microtubule-based movement. NCBI's taxonomy places the organism in Eukaryota, Metazoa, Chordata, Crocodylia, Alligatoridae. Gene Ontology annotation, molecular function: ATP binding; microtubule binding; microtubule motor activity. The record is from RefSeq and is a predicted model, not a curated record.